AUGGCUGCCUCAUUUUUCAAUAAUAAAGCUCGUGCCGCUGCCGCCGCAGCAUCUAGCAGCUCUAAGCUCAAGGCUGGCGACAGCAAGGAAGAUUCGACUCGACUCCAGCCGUGGGUUGAGAAAUAUCGCCCCAAGACUCUCGAUGAUGUUGCUGCACAAGAUCACACAACCAAAGUCUUGCGGCGCACCCUGCAAGCUUCAAACCUUCCCCACAUGCUCUUCUAUGGCCCCCCUGGCACAGGCAAAACAUCCACAAUCCUCGCCCUCGCCAAAUCCCUCUUUGGGCCCGCCCUUUACCGCUCCCGAAUCCUCGAACUGAACGCUUCCGAUGAGCGCGGUAUUGGCAUUGUCCGCGACAAAGUGAAGAAUUUUGCCCGAGCGCAACUCUCCCAGCCAACAGGCCUAGACGCCGCCUAUCGCGCACAGUACCCAUGCCCACCAUUCAAGAUUAUUAUCCUCGACGAGGCCGACAGCAUGACACAAGACGCACAGUCCGCUCUGCGCCGCACAAUGGAGACAUACAGUCGGAUCACGCGAUUCUGUCUUGUUUGCAACUAUGUUACCCGCAUCAUCGAGCCGCUUGCUAGUCGAUGCAGCAAGUUCCGGUUCAAGAUGCUGGAUAAUAGCGCCGCUGGUGAGCGGGUCUCGAAUAUUGCGGAGCAGGAGGGUCUGCAGCUUGAGGACGGUGUUAUCGAUACGCUUAUUCGGUGCGGCGACGGUGAUUUGCGUCGUGCUAUCACGUAUCUGCAGAGUGCGGCGCGCUUGGUCGGUGCUACGAAGCCGCCUGCUGUAAAGGAUGCUGACGAUGAUGCUGAGAUGACGGAUGCUGGUAGCAACUCCAGGGUUAUCACGGUUCGCAGCAUUGAGGAAAUUGCUGGUGUGCUGCCGGAUGACAUUUUGGAUUCUCUUGUGGAAGCUAUGCAGCCCAAGAGUGGCGGGUCAGUCUACGAGGCUGUCUCGGGGGUGAUUACGGAUCUUGUGGCUGAUGGCUGGAGUGCCACCCAGCUUGUUGCACAGUUAUACCGACGCGUGGUGUUCAACGAAGCAAUUCCUGAUAUCCAGAAAAAUAAGAUUGUCAUGCUCUUUUCGGAGAUGGACAAGCGGCUGGUUGACGGGUCUGAUGAGCAUCUCUCCAUGUUGGACCUGGCAUUACGUAUUGCUGGAGUCCUGCGUGGAAAUUAG
Molecule: messenger RNA, 1182 nt
Organism: Penicillium coprophilum
Lineage: Eukaryota; Fungi; Ascomycota; Eurotiomycetes; Eurotiales; Aspergillaceae
Product: replication factor C subunit 2
Exons: 4
Coding region: 1-1182 (393 amino acids)
Biological process (GO): DNA repair; DNA-templated DNA replication
Cellular component (GO): DNA replication factor C complex; nucleus
Molecular function (GO): DNA binding; ATP binding; DNA clamp loader activity
Source: RefSeq, a predicted model, not a curated record